UACGUCAAUGACUAUCCUGAAAAAUCGAUUGCGUAGCAGAGCAUAGUCUACGGUCUGCGUUGACUUGUGACUCAUGGAGUUCCUAUGGUCACCAUGGCCAUGUUUGAGGUGAUGAGAGGCUGAGAGCUACUCUCUUCUGACCUUCCCUUUCUGAAAAUCCAAGCCCAGCCAAAAAGAUUCCUCGUGGCCUUUCGCCUCGCAUGGCGACAUAACAUAAUCGUAAUUCCCUCUCUCUCGAUCACACUUGCUAUUUGAAGAGCCUCUACCUUAACUUCACACUCCUUCACAAUAUCAAUCAUUGGCUUUUAAUUUUGCGUAGCAUCUCUCUCUGAUGGAUGCUACGAUGGGUUUCUCGGAUUCGAAUGAAAUAAGCAACAGCAGUAGCAUUUGCUGCUUCGCCUCCAACACCGAAACCCUCUCCUCUGAACCUUUACCGCCUCCCGAUGUAUCGGCCCUUUCCCACCUCUCCGAGAAUCUCGAAUUGCUCUUCGACUCUCCCGGCUCUGAUCACUUCGCCGACGCCAAGAUCAUUGUAAGUAGUAGUAGCAGCUGUAAUGGCCGAGAGAUCCCCGUCCAUCGGUGCAUUCUCGCAGCGAGAAGUCCUUUCUUCAAGAACUUGUUCGCCGGUUCGGCGAGAGAGACAAGUGGCGCCGCGGAGUUCCAAUUGAAGGAGCUAGCGAAAGAUCACUGGGUCGGCGUCGACGCGCUGGAAGCGGUCUUGGCUUAUAUGUACAGCGGGAAGGUGAGGCCGUUGCCGAAAGCUGUUUGCGUUUGCGUCGACGAAGACUGCCCGCACGUGGCGUGUAGGCCCGUCGUGGAUUUCAUGGUGGAGGUGCUCUACGCCUCUUCUACGUUCCAGAUUUCUGAACUCGUCGCUCGUCAUCAGAGGAAACUGCUAGACAUUCUUGACAAGGUUGCAAUAGAUGACGUUUUGUUGGUUCUAUCAGUUGCAAACAUCUGCGGUAAAACAUGUGAAGGAUUGCUGGCAAGGUGUAUUGAGGUUAUUGUUAAAUCUGAUGUUGAUACCAUCACUCUUGGUAAAGCACUUCCUCAGGAUCCUUUCAAACGAAUUGUGGACUUACGAAUGGAACUCGGCUUGGGCAUGCCUGAAAGAGACAGUUUUCCAGAUAAACAUGUAAAGAGAAUACAUAGGGCUCUUGAUUCAGAUGAUGUUGAGUUAGUUAGAAUGCUACUUAAAGAAGGGCAUACUGCUCUAGAUGAUGCAUUUGCACUCCACUAUGCUGUGGCAUACUGCGAUGCAAAGACCACGACUGAGCUUCUUGAUCUUGGACUUGCUGAUGUGAACCAUGUGAAUCGAAGAGGCUAUACCGUGUUGCAUGUUGCUGCAAUGCGGAAAGAACCUCAGAUCAUAGUAUCCCUCCUAACAAAGGGAGCCAGACCAUCAGAUCUUACAUUGGAUGGUAGAAAUGCACUCCAGAUCUCAAAGCGUCUUACUAAGGCUAUUGAUUAUUAUAGGUCCACUGAUGAAGGAAAAGCUUCUCCUAAGGACCGGUUAUGCAUAGAGAUAUUGGAGCAAGCUGAAAGAAGAGAUCCAGUGCUAGGAGAGGCUUCUCUUUCUCUUGCCAUGGCGGGGGAUGCUCUCCUUGUGAAACUGUUGUACCUUGAAAAUAGAGUUGGAUUGGCGAAAGUUCUAUUCCCCAUGGAGGCAAAAGUUGCAAUGGAUAUUGCUCAAGUUGAUCGCACUUCUGAGUUUCCAUUAGGCAUCAAGUCUAAGAAUUUGGGUGAUGCCCAGAUAACAGCUGUAGACCUAAAUGAGGCACCUUUCAAAAUUCAAGAGGAGCAUCUAAUUAGGCUGAGAGCGCUCUCUAGAACUGUGGAACUUGGAAAGCGCUUCUUCCCCCGUUGCUCAGAAGUCCUAAAUAGGAUAAUGGACGCCGACGAUAUAUCAGAACUAGCAUCCCUGGGGAAUGAUAAUUUCGAGGAGCGAAGUUUGAAGAGACAAAGGUUUAUGGAACUCCAAGAUGUUGUAAAGAAGGCUUUCAAUGAAGAUAAGGAGGAUUUUGAUAGGUCGGUUAGGUCUCCUCAGCAUCUUCUACGUCCAUAGGGCUGUUGAGGCCUCAUGGUAAGCUUACCAUCAAGAAAUAAGUACUCGUCAAAUAUAAAAGAUGCAGACUACUACUUCUUGUGCCCGUCAUAUAAAAUCCUUUUAUUCUUCUCUUGAUUAUUUAUCUUUUUGUUUUGGUAACAUGUUUGUAUUGAACCAUUCAUAGGAAGAGGGGAGCUUCAUAGUUGCCCUCAUAUUAUUUUAGAGAUAUAUAGUGUUAUUUUCGUUUCUGUUCUACUAAUUCGGAGCUUCUGCUAAUGAUGAUCCCUUUUCUAUGAACCUA
Molecule: messenger RNA, 2348 nt
Organism: Carya illinoinensis
Lineage: Eukaryota; Viridiplantae; Streptophyta; Magnoliopsida; Fagales; Juglandaceae
Product: BTB/POZ domain and ankyrin repeat-containing protein NPR1-like
Exons: 4
Coding region: 332-2065 (577 amino acids)
Biological process (GO): defense response to bacterium; defense response to fungus; systemic acquired resistance, salicylic acid mediated signaling pathway
Cellular component (GO): cytoplasm; nucleus
Molecular function (GO): protein binding
Source: RefSeq, a predicted model, not a curated record